AUGAAGAGAUCAGAAAAAUACAUAAGGCAGGAUGAUGCCUUGACCACCAAUAGGUUUGCAAGGGAGACAGCAGACAAGGGAAAGGCCUCGGAAGAAAGGAGGUCGGAUAAAUAUGAGAGAAGGCAAAGUAGGGGGCACGAGGCUUACGGGCAACCUCGGGACAGAAGGGAGCAGAGACCAUCACCACAUUGGAUCCCAGAGGUAAUAACACCUCUCAACGCGUCCAAAGCCGAGGUGCUUGUGGCUGUGCAAGACAAAGAAUUCCUCCAGUGGCCCAAGCCCCUGAGAGCGGAAGCGAGCAGAAGAGAUCCUAACAAAUAUUGUCAAUUUCACCACACUCAUGGUCACAACACCAAUGAUUGCUACCAGCUGAUUAACGAGAUUGAAAGGCUGAUAAAAAGGGGGCAUCUACGAAACUUUGUAAAGAAACCCGAAGGAGAAAGACCCCAGCAAAACCCCACAGUGGAGAGGCCUCGAAGGCUGGGGUCAGGUCUAGUUAACGAUGGCUCCGGCAGGACCAUUAACAUGAUCGUGGGGGGUACAGGAGGUCGAAUGAGCAGGAGAGGGAGAAAGAGGGGCCGAGACGGGGAAGGCAGUAGCAACGAAGUCAUGCAAGUAGAACAACAUUCUCCGAUAGUCAUUUCUUUCUCUCAAGAAGAUGCCCACGACAUUGAAAUGCCUCAUGAUGAUGCCCUUGUUAUUGAAGCUAUUGUUCACAACUUCCGCGUUCGGAAGAUCCUGGUAGAUGACGGAAGCAAAGUAAACUUAUUGCCUUACAGGGUCUUCCAGCAGAUGGAUAUACCGGAGGAACAGAUGGUGCGAGACCAGGCCCCGGUGAAAGGGAUUGGAGGGGCCCUAGUACCUGUGGAAGGAAAAGUGAAGUUGGCCCUAACCCUAGGAGAGGCGCCCUCAACCCGGACCCACUAUGCAGUAUUCUUGGUGGUGAAGCUCCCUCUAAGCUACAACGCAAUACUGGGAAGGCCCGUGCUGUAUGAUUUUGAGGUAGUAACCAGCAUUAGGUAUCUAACCAUGAAGUUCCCAACAGAAGCGGGCGUAGGAGUAGUACGGGGACGCCAUGAAGAAGCCAGGGCAGUGUAA
This is a messenger RNA of Manihot esculenta (cassava), 1098 nucleotides long. RefSeq lists its product as uncharacterized. Lineage: Eukaryota; Viridiplantae; Streptophyta; Magnoliopsida; Malpighiales; Euphorbiaceae. The record is from RefSeq and is a predicted model, not a curated record. The transcript has a single exon. Bases 1 to 1098 code for a protein of 365 amino acids.